This is a messenger RNA of Drosophila eugracilis, 4804 nucleotides long. RefSeq names its product 3-phosphoinositide-dependent protein kinase 1 (gene Pdk1). Gene Ontology annotation, biological process: intracellular signal transduction; peptidyl-serine phosphorylation. Gene Ontology annotation, molecular function: ATP binding; protein serine/threonine kinase activity. The transcript is spliced from 6 exons. Lineage: Eukaryota; Metazoa; Arthropoda; Insecta; Diptera; Drosophilidae. The record is from RefSeq and is a predicted model, not a curated record. Bases 1007 to 3265 code for a protein of 752 amino acids.
UAGUUUCUUAUUGGAUUUCAAACCGGACGCUUCGUGCACGCGUCGCUCCACUCUCGCACACACACCCACACCGCGCUGGCAUUGAUAUACAUAUACACACACACGACGCCCAAGUUCGUGUGCUGUUGUUGUUGUGUGGUGGUGCGAUUAAAUAAUACUCCACAAAAGGCCAAACAAAUUACAUAAAAUCGGAAUCAAAAUAAGUGUCUCCGUGUUGUGUUCAAAGUAUAACCGAUUGUUUUCAUUAGUCAAAAUAGAAUAGUAAAUUGUAUAAAAGUGAAUAAGUUCCUACAAAAAAAACAUUCACACACACAUAUACAGCGUCUUGUUUCUUAUAAAUUUUUCCACUGCGUCGGAAUUAUCGCUUUAAAAGUUGUUGUUAUUGUUGUUCGAUUUGGCAAAUUCCUGUCAAAUAUCUGUGUUUUGUUUCAACAAACAUAUAUAUGCUACGUGAGAUUAUUAAUUUGUGCAAAGCAAAAGGAAAAAACCGAGAAGGUUGAAAAAUUAAAACGAGCAAAUAAAUAAAAUUAAAACCCACACGCACACACAUAGAUGCAAAGCACGCGCAGAGCCGAAAAAAUACGCGCGCUUUAUUGAGAGUGUGUGUGUGUACGCUAGCUGGCUGCUCUUCUUCCUGCGUGUGCCCAUUGGAAUUUGUACCCCAAAUCGCAAUUACAACAUACACAAACAGAGAGCGCCCGCCUGCCAUCUCGCUCUCUCGCCCGCCUAGUACGCAGCCAGGAGAGAGGAGUAGAGAGAGAGAGAGAAAAAGAGCUCCAAGUUUUGUAAUCGUUGAUGCCCAAGGCGCUUAAACAUUAACGGUACACAGCAGCAGCUUCAAUCGCCAAGCGGUGCGAGCGGAAUCGCAGCGGCCGCUGUAGUCUCGGUGGCAGCCGCCUCGAGCAGCAGCAACACAACAGAUUGCAGCGACAACUGCAGGAACGGCAUCGAGCAGCAGCAGUUCAACAUUGCUGCCACCACAGCAACAUCGGCGACAGCGGCAACAAUGCCGGCUAUGGCCAAGGAGAAAGCCUCAGCACCAGUGUCCUUGGGCGAGUCGAAUUACAGGGAUCUGAACCUGAAGGAGUUGGCCGUGGUCGUUGGAGCCAUGGCGGCCACAACAACGCGCCUGCACCAUCAGCACACUUGCGGCUGCGGAGCAGUGUCGGCGGCGUCAGGCCCUGAGAACAACAACAACAGUCGCUACGGCAGCAGCAAGUAUCUGAGUAAUGGCCACACUUCGCCUUUGGCAGCAGCGGUUGCCAGCAACAGUUCGUCGGUGGCUACCACGCCGCAGUGCAGCAAGUUGAGUUGUCUGGAGCCGAAGGAGCUACUGGGCAUGUUGCAGCAGCAGCAGCAGCAACAGCAGCAGCAACAGCAGCAGCAGCAGGCGCAACAACAGCAGCAACAGCAGCAGCAGGCGCAACAGCAGCAACAGCAACAGAAUCCAGCGGCAAGAAGGUCGCCAAACGAUUUCAUUUUCGGACGUUACAUUGGCGAGGGCAGCUAUAGUAUGGUGUACCUGGCCGUGGACGUUUACUCGCGCCGCGAGUUUGCAAUCAAAGUAUGCGAGAAGCGGCUGAUCCUGCGCGAACGGAAGCAGGACUACAUCAAGCGGGAGCGCGAGGUGAUGCAUCAGAUGACCAACGUGCCCGGCUUCGUGAACCUGUCGUGCACUUUCCAGGACCAGCGCUCCCUCUACUUCGUGAUGACUUAUGCGCGUAAGGGCGACAUGCUGCCGUACAUAAACCGCGUGGGCAGCUUUGACGUCGCCUGCACGCGACACUACGCCGCUGAGCUCCUGCUGGCCUGCGAGCACAUGCACCGCCGCAACGUGGUGCACCGUGACCUUAAGCCUGAGAACAUCCUGCUCGACGAUGACAUGCACACGCUGAUCGCCGAUUUCGGAUCUGCCAAAGUAAUGACGCCCCACGAAAGAAUACUGGCCACGGAGCACUGUUCAGGGCAGCGGCGCAAUCACUCGGACGACGACGAUGAAGACAGCGAUCGGCUGGACAACGAGGACGACGAAUACUACGACCGCGAUUCGGAGGAGUUGGACGACGGCGAAGGCGAGGGUGACGAGGAGCAGCAGCAAGACGAGAUGGACUCGCCGCGCCACCGUCAGAGGCGGUACAACCGUCACCGCAAGAACAGCUUCGUAGGCACAGCUCAGUAUGUUUCGCCGGAGGUUCUCCAAAACGGACCAAUAACUCCAGCAGCUGACCUUUGGGCACUUGGCUGCAUCAUCUACCAGAUGAUCGCCGGCCUUCCGCCAUUCCGCGGCAGCAACGACUAUGUCAUAUUUAAGGAGAUUCUUGACUGCGCCCCGGAUUUCCCGCCGGGCUUCGACAAGGACGCUGAAGAUCUGGUGCGUAAGCUGCUUCGGAUCGACCCCCGCGAUCGUCUGGGAGCCCAGGAUGAGUUUGGAUAUUAUGAGAGCAUUCGGACGCAUCCGUUUUUCGCCGGCAUCAACUGGCUGACACUACGUCAACAGACCCCGCCUCCCAUUUACCCAUACCUGCCGGGCGUGAGCCAGGACGAGGACUUCCGGUCCAGCUACAUUGUGCCUGGCGAUUUGGAGCCUGGUCUUGACGAGCGGCAAAUAUCUCGACUGCUUAGCGCUGAACUGGGCGUUGGCAGCAGUGUAGCCAUGCCCGCCAAGCGAUCAACCGCCAAGAACUCUUUUGACCUGAGCGAUGCCGAGAAGCUUCAGCGCCUCGAGCAGCAGAAGACUGACAAGUGGCACGUGUUUGCCGACGGAGAGGUAAUCCUCAAGAAGGGUUUCGUGAACAAACGUAAGGGCCUGUUUGCCCGCAAACGAAUGCUCCUGCUGACAACCGGACCGCGGCUCAUUUAUAUCGAUCCCGUCCAGAUGAUCAAGAAGGGCGAGAUACCAUGGAGCGCCGAUCUGCGAGCAGAGUACAAAAACUUCAAGAUCUUCUUUGUCCACACGCCAAAUCGCACCUAUUACCUGGACGAUCCGGAGGGCUACGCCAUCCACUGGUCGGAGGCCAUUGAGAAUAUGCGCAAGCUGUCGUACGGUGAAGCCUCCACAUCCGCAUCCGCAGCUUCCUGCUCGAGUGGCAGCAGCAAUAGUCUAGCUGUCACCUCGAACUCCUCUGCCGCCUCCUCAAGCAGUUCACCCACGGCGCGCCGCAGCUCGCCCGUGAACGCGCCUCCAUCGUCGACGGCGUCCGACACAAGAGCAUUGAGCAACAGCAGAACAGGAACGACGCCGCGCAAGAAAACGGCAUCGAAGUGAACGUAACCCUAGUUCUAGCAAUGUGAAAUUAAAUUAUAAUUUAGAUGAAAUUUAGUGCAAAAGAAGCGAUACCGGGAGGGAAUAGAAGUAAGCAUAGCAGUACAGUAGGCGUAGGUGAUAAAGAGAAACUAAUGAUCGAGUCUCUAGUGCUAAUUAGAACCCAAUUUCUGUUUUUCGUUUCAUAUUGUGCUUAGGGCGGAGAAUACAAUACUAACCUAAACUAAUCUAAUCUAAAGUAAAGAACAUCAAUAACGGCUAAGUAAAUUCAAUUUGAAACUUAAAUUAAAUAUUUAUAUACAACAUACAUGAAUACCAUCAUGUUCGUAUUUAGUGGGUAGUUAGUCACAAUUUAAAUAAAUUACCGAACUAGGAUCAUCGGAUCGACGUGCUGAUCAGAUCGAUUAGAACGGACAGGCAAAGUGGAAUUCUGGGCCUAAACGUCGUAAACUAAUAAAGUAAGCGAGAAGCCGCAUUGAAUUCGUGGAUUACUAGAAAAUGUGUGUAAACUGUAUAAGUAUGUAUAUGUAUAUGUACGUAUAUAUAUGUAUGGUAUAUCUGGAGAAGUGGGACUUUUGUUUCUGUAUUAUAGUGGCAAAAAGAUCAUGUAUCUGUUAAUGUAAAUUUUGUAAACAAAUGUAACUAUGUAAAGAACAAUAUUAGCUAUAACAGCGCACGGCAGAAAGAGCCUUAGAUAGUGGGAAGGAGGUGGAAGUAAAGCAGGCCGAUACCAAUCGGCGCUUUGCAGCUCCACUGCUCAGUUUUCUAGUUAAUUCUAAUCUAAAGUUGUACGCUAAUUGUCAUUAUGUACCAUUGUCAUUAUGCUUUUCGUUUACCUUAUUGCCCUAUGAAGAAAUGUAUAAGACUUGAGCUACUCUAAUUGUAAUGAAAGAACGAAUUUCGAAUUUGAUUUAAUUUUUAUUUUGUAAGGGCCGCCUCUAGAAACUCAGCAGUACCAAGUUUGUCAAGAUAUCACGGUCAUUGGUCAUUGGUCAUUGGUCAUUUGUCAUCUGUCAUUUGUAACCACCCCUUCAAUUGAGUGUGUAACAAGUCUUAUACAAUGUUUAGUGUAUACUAGAUUUAAGACAGACUGGGAAAAGUUUCUAAAACUCGCGCGUAUUAGUUAAAUUUUGCAAUCAUCUAAGUUGCGCCCACUACUUCUACUACUAGUUCACGCCCAUCCCCCAUCUUAGCCUUUAAGCUAUAGAAAUCUAAGUAAUAAGCAGAGGUGUAGAGUAAGGAACCGAAGUUGAAAGAAAGCAAAAAAUACAUUUUGUACAUACAUAUCGCAUAUUGCAGCGGCUACCGGCCGCGGCAGUCGAUAAAAAUCUAUACCUAAUUUAAUUUCUUUGUAACUCCUAAGUAAAUUAUUUUUGCUAACCUUAAGUAAAUUAAAUGUAAUGCAAGAUGCAAACCACACACACUUACAUAAGUAUACAAUUAAUUAAAUUAAACGAAAAUUACGAUUUAUUACAAGCUGUCAUAGAACGGAGAGCCACUAAUAGUGAGAGAAACCUGUAAAAUAAAUAUUUAAACAAAUUA